Messenger RNA from Cicer arietinum (chickpea), 432 nucleotides. RefSeq lists its product as uncharacterized. The record is from RefSeq and is a predicted model, not a curated record. Lineage: Eukaryota; Viridiplantae; Streptophyta; Magnoliopsida; Fabales; Fabaceae.
GCUAGUUGUUAAGAAGUCUAUGACAAGAAUGAAAGGCAUUACCUUUAACCUCAUUGUGAUUUUUUUUGGGCUCUCCUCUCUUGUAUGCUUCAAAGCAAUUCCAAUUACAAGAACUGAAAGCUUUAUGCAAAGUGGUCAAGCUCAGCUUGCACCGAAGAUCGUCAACAACUACAAGGUUAUGAUCAAUGGGAGAAACUGGUCUGUGGAAGAGCCUACUGUUCAUGAAAGGAUGGAUUUGGAACUCCAUGAUUACCCACCAUCUGGGGCUAAUGGUCGUCACACUCCAAGAGUACCAUACCCAUAGUGUGUGUAGUUAGUACAAAUUUGAACCUAGUAGAGAUGCUUUGGGCAAUAAACUCUCAAUUAAGUAAGCUUGUUGUCAUUAGUAACAAAAUAUUAAUGGUCAUUUAUCUUUUUUUAAAUACUCGUUUG